Messenger RNA from Trichoderma breve, 747 nucleotides. RefSeq lists its product as uncharacterized. Bases 1 to 747 code for a protein of 248 amino acids. The record is from RefSeq and is a predicted model, not a curated record. NCBI's taxonomy places the organism in Eukaryota, Fungi, Ascomycota, Sordariomycetes, Hypocreales, Hypocreaceae. The transcript has 3 exons.
AUGUCCAAGCCAGCAAAGGGACAUCCAAGCACCGAAGCUCCCACGCUUCCUCCUCUUUCCGUGGGGACCAAAAACCCUCCUGUGCCGUCUACAGGCUCUCAUACUCAUGGGGAUCUUCCCAAGCUUAUGGCCCCAGUGCCCAGUGGCCCUCCUAAGGAUCCUUCGCCGCCCAAGCCUCACAGGUUCCUUUCGCCUACAGAAUGGGGCGUCGUUGCUCACGGAAUAGGCGGCAUUCGGGAUCGGGAGCAGCAUACACCCAUUCAUCCAACCAGUUGGGUUUGGCCACCCAGGGGCAUGCCUCGGGGUUUAUACAAGGAUACUCUCUUCAUUGGGGCGACGCUGACGGCUCUUGGCUCCAUGUCCUUUUCGCAAGGUACUCCAAUCACGGUUCUGGGAGCUGCAAACACUGUCAUCGCUGGCCUCCUUGCAUUUUUGCAGAACAGUGGAUUGCCUGAUCGAUAUCGGUACGACAAAUCCGAGUUCGAAGCACUCGAAGACCACAUCAAGGAAAUCCUCGACUCUGGUAUUGCUCCAGCGGACCAAACUGCUGACCAGAUUCUCGCGGAGUGCUUCGAUUUGUACCAGGACGCCAAGGCAACGGUGUCUGCCAAUUUACCGGCCAACUACAUGCAACCUCGAAAUGCCCAGCAAGCAGACCAAAGAUCCGGAGGUCUGAUCCAAACGAGCCCUCCGCCUUCCGUGGCGAAGCAACUCGCCGAUACUGACACUUCACCCGGUGGAAAAUAA